Messenger RNA from Chaetomium fimeti, 2117 nucleotides. Its product is annotated as Alg9-like mannosyltransferase family-domain-containing protein. The transcript has 3 exons. The record is from RefSeq and is a predicted model, not a curated record. Lineage: Eukaryota; Fungi; Ascomycota; Sordariomycetes; Sordariales; Chaetomiaceae. Gene Ontology annotation, cellular component: endoplasmic reticulum membrane. Gene Ontology annotation, molecular function: alpha-1,2-mannosyltransferase activity. Bases 124 to 1968 code for a protein of 614 amino acids. Gene Ontology annotation, biological process: protein N-linked glycosylation.
CUCCAACAUUUUUCUGGUGGUGUUGAGGUCAUUGCCAUUGCCAGUGCCAGUGCCGGUGCAACCUAGAACUGUCAAUCCCCCAGGGCCAAAGCCAAAGAAGGGACCACACCACCAAGCACAACCAUGGCUCCCAAAGCCACGCCUAAGGCUGACCCCAAGGCAGCGGCACCAAACGAAGAGAAGAAGGCAUUCGUGCAUCCAUCCGCUAAACAUGCUCGUAAAAAGGCUAUUAAGAACACCUUUGCAAUCGAGCCCAUCUCAGCUUUCUACAUCUUUCUGGGCGCCAACCUCAUAGCGGCCCUCUUCGCUCCGAUCCAGGAUUGUGACGAGACCUUCAACUACUGGGAGCCCACCCACUACCUCAGCCAUGGCUAUGGCUUGCAGACUUGGGAGUACUCCCCCGAUUAUGCCAUCCGCAGCUGGCUGUACAUUGCCAUCCACGCCCUCGGUGCCAACAUCCGUCGCCUGCUGCCGCACUCGACCAAGGUGGCCGAGUUCUACUUCCUCCGCUACCUACUCGCCUUUGCUUGUGCCCUCUCCCAGACGCUCAUGUGGAGGGCCGUCUGCCUGGCACUGAACCCGCGCGUCGGCCUCAUCUUCAUCAUGGCCCUGAUCUUCAGCCCGGGCAACUUCCAUUCCAGCACCGCCUACCUGCCGUCCAGCUUUGCCAUGUACAUGGCCAUGGUGGGCGCUGCGUGCUUCAUGAACUGGCGCGGCGGCCUGAAGACGUCGCAGGGCAUGUUCUGGUUUGCAUUGGGCGGCGUCCUCGGCUGGCCCUUUGCCAUCGCCCUGUGCGCGCCCUUCGUUUUCGAGGAAGUCUUCUUCGCCAUGCUUAGCGAUAAGGAGCGCUUCUUCGAGUCGUGUAUCAGGCUUGUACGCGGUGUUGUAUCGACGCUGGUGUUAGUAGCCGCCGACACCGCCAUCAACGCCUUCUUCUACCGAAAGGUUGAGAUCGUCUCGUGGAACAUCAUCAAGUACAACAUCUUCUCCAACACCGGCGGCCCCGACCUCUACGGUACCGAGCCGUGGACAUUUUACUUCAGAAACCUCCUCCUGAACUUCAACAUCUGGUUCAUCCUCGCCCUCCUCUCCCUCCCGCUCUUCAUGCUGCAGAAGCUCUUCUCCCGACGCAACGCGGGCGAAUCCUUCCAGUCCGGCCUGCGCACCGUCGUCUUCCUGUCGCCCUUCUACACGUGGCUCGCCAUCUUCACGCUGCAGCCGCACAAGGAAGAGCGCUUCAUGUACCCGGCUUACCCCUUCCUCGCCCUCAACGCCGCCCUCGCCCUGCACACGCUCCUGACCCUCUUCGGCAACGCCAACCCGAAGGCUUCCCUCGUCGGGCGCAUCCCGGCCAAGCUCAAGCUCGCCGUGGUGGCACUCGGCCUCGGGGCGUCGGUCGCCACCGGCGCGGCGCGGAUCUGGGGCCUGCACGCGGGCUACCACGCGCCAUUGUCCGUGUACGGCGCCCUGGCGGAGGGCGGGGCCGCGGGUGCCGGGCCGGGCGACACGGUGUGCCUGGGCAAGGACUGGUACCGGUUCCCGACGUCCUUCUUUUUACCGCGCGGCAUGCGCGCCAAGUUUGUGCGCUCCGAGUUCCGCGGCCUGCUCCCCGGCGAGUUCUCCGAGGCCCGCACCGGCUUCGGUUUCUGGAGCGGCACCUGGCUGCCUACCACCGGCUUCAACGCCCACAACGAGGAGGACGUGGGCAAGUAUGUUGACUUGAGGUCUUGUGUGUUUUUGGUGGAUAGCCACUUCCCCGAGCGGAGUGCUGAGGAGGCGCUGCCGCCGAAUGAGCCGGAUUAUUCCAAGGAUGUGGACCGUUGGGAGGAGGUUCAAUGUCUGCCGUUCUUGGAUACUGAGAGGACGCAUUUCCUGGCGAGGGCGCUGUGGGUGCCCGAUUGGGAGGUGGUGCCGGAGCGGUUCAGGAGGAAGUGGGGGAAGCAUUGCCUGCUGAAACAAAAGAAGUAGGAUGUGCGACGAUUAAUGACUGCGGUUUGAACGUGAUGUGGUGGGAAAGGGAUAGAUAGAUGUUUGGUGGGUGUUUUAGUUAGCCGAUAGGAUUAGCGGGAGCCAGCACAAUGAUGUAAAGAAAUGGGAUUGUCUUGAGUUGGUUAUCA